Messenger RNA from Triticum aestivum (bread wheat), 2302 nucleotides. RefSeq names its product B3 domain-containing protein protein_Os12g40080. The record is from RefSeq and is a predicted model, not a curated record. The transcript is spliced from 9 exons. Bases 1 to 2091 code for a protein of 696 amino acids. Gene Ontology annotation, molecular function: DNA binding. NCBI's taxonomy places the organism in Eukaryota, Viridiplantae, Streptophyta, Magnoliopsida, Poales, Poaceae.
AUGGACCCCGAGCUUCGUGCCUACCUUGACAAUAUGAACUCCAACACGAUCGACCACGCUAACAAGCAGGACAACAUCUACGCUUCCACUUUCAAGGCGCCUGACAUGCAGAUGGCCCGGAUCGACUCCCUUGUCGCAUGGAAACCAGAGCUCAAAGCGUGCUUCGCCAAGCUAGAUCUCCCGGUCCCUCUGUUGCAGGUGGCAUCCCGUGCAGCCACACUGAAUAUGGGUGGAGUGCCUCACAAUCCAUCACCCCUCUUAGCACAAAAGGCAGCCUCCACAGGGUUGCCGUCGCCCACGUUCCUCGGCCCGACGCCGACGGCCGGCGGCGGCUCUCACCCUACGCAUUGCCUCCCAGCGAUCUCCUUCCUCGUCGUGCGCCUGUCUUCCUCGCCCCUCCAGGCCUAUGCUGGUGACAUGUAUGCGUUGCAAUUCAUGGAGAUGAACCCCCAGACCGACCAUGAAAAUGGCGAUCAGGGUCAAGUCGUCGAUACUGGGUACUGCGAGAUGAACGAGGAUUGUGAGAACUGUGCUUUCUGGAGGGAUCAUUACUACUGGGAUCACAUGGGUGACGAGAAGAAGCAAUUUUCUGCUGUAGCCAAGGGUGAUUUCAAGAACAGCAUCCGUAUACCACGGGAACUUUCAACCCAUUUGAGGAGUAGGAUCUCUGACACCAUUAAACUCAGCGCUCCUAAUGGCAGGGCAUAUGAUGUUGUGGUGACCUGGGAAUUCGGCGAGCUAGUUAUUCGGUCUGGCUGGGAUGCAUUUGUUACUGCGCACCAUAUAGAAGAAAAUGACACAUUCUUGUUCAUCUACCAUGGGAAUUCCAACUUUGAGAUUCAUAUAUUUAAUUCACACGGUUGUGAGAAGAUGGCUUCCUGCUUUCAAUCACCUUCAGAGAUCUUUGGAAUCUUUCCUCCCAGUGAGCCUUGUGAUCAUCAUGUGCUGAAUGGACAAGCUGCGCCUAAUCCAAGACAUGUUCAGACGCAAGUUGAGUUUGACUAUACCAUGUCAACUGGAUGCCAUCUAACCAAAUCACAAGAUGAGAAAGUUGUAGAAAUAGCCCGCAAAAUAAGGUCUGAGAUUCCUUUGUAUGUGGCAAUCAUGAAGAAACUUAAUGUCAACGUGAAGGACUGCUCUAUCAACAUACCAUUGAGGCUUGUGAGACAUUUAAAAGAGGAGGCAGGUAGUGCUAUUAUCAAACUAGAAGCCCCUGAUGGUAACAUAUACAAUGUUCGAGCUAGCAAGCACAGCGAGGAUCAAGUUGUCCUCCAAUCUGAUUGGGAUGCUUUUGUAGCUGCUAAUCACAUACAGUUGAAUGACCUCCUCAUUUUCCAUAGCAAGGGAAAAACUCGUCUCAAAGUUCUCGCACUGGACCCAAGUGGCUGUGAGAAAAACUCGUCAUGCUUUGACACAAAAAAUUUCUCCAAGGCUGGUGAAGGUUCAGUUUGGAUUACUGAUGCACGCCCUUGUACAGUUGAGAUUAUUGAUCUGACCAGCUCUGACGAUGAUCACACUGAGAGAGAAGAUGCUGGAAGAUCAUCUCGGAGGCGGAAGCAGGUACCGGGUUCUCAUGCAAAAGCUCGGAAGAUGGCUUUAGCGUCAUCCCCAUCCACAAAAUCAGGAUCUGAUACCCACAAGCUGAAACAUCCCAUCUCCAACAAUGACAAUCUUCAGGAGCCUUCCAGGCUUCCCUAUAUUUUAGCCAGAGGGAUAACUCUAACUGGGCCUGUGGAGAAGAAAGUUCAGGAGAAAGUCCAAGCAAUUGGAUCUGAACUUCCUAUCUAUGUGGCAGUGAUGACCAAAAGCUGUGUUUGUGGCCACCCCCUUUCUCUGGAAUUCUGCAAGGAAUAUGCUUCGACUCUUCCAAGCAGAGAUCAAACUCUCAUACUUGAGCUGGAGGACAAGGAGUGGCACACGGCAUUACACGUCAAUGGAAGUAGGAAAAUCAUUUACGGAGGCUGGUCAAAGUUCGCCUCUGACAAUAACCUGCAGCUGGGAGACAUCUGCCUCUUCAAAAUGGCAGAGCGCCGCACGAGAGGCCUUGCGAUGAGGGUCCAUAUCAUUUGCAAAUCGGGCGUAUUUCUGUAGCUCAAGCAUCCAAGUCGACACCGUCCCUGUUGUUCCUAUUGACUACUACUAGAACUACCUAUGGCCUGUAUGGCUUUAACUCUCUGAUACCCUACCAUGAGAGAGUCCACUCCUGAACAACUUUAUGUGCGUCCGUUUAGGCUGCUGGGUGUUUGCUCAACGACUUUCUAGUAUCUUGAGAGCAAAUAUUGAGCUCCACUUCUGCUUCUAA